AUGCAGAUUAUAGUCGUGAAUGAACUGCACUUGAUGGAUUCGCCCAUGAAAAGGCCGAGAACUUUCUCAUUCCUUUGCUGGGUGCCAAACCCUCCUCGUCAUUUGGAUGAUCUCCAGCAAGAGAAGCGGAAGCAGAGAUGCGAGAUCGAGGAGCUGCGUCGUGAGAAAGGUUUGCUGGAGAGUCAGAACGCUUUGAUCAAGAAGGAGAUGCAGGCUUUGAGGACGCAGCUGGAGGAAACGGAAUGGGCGAUGUGCCAAAAGAACGGCGAGAUCUCGUUGCUCAAGUGUCAGCUGAAGGAGUUCCAAGGAGACCAGACAACAAAGGGACACGAAAUGAUCGCUUUAAGGACGCAGUUGAGAGACGCUCAAACGUUCGCGGAAAAGAAGCAAAAGGAGAUCCGGACUUUACAAGACCAGGCCGCAGCGCCGUCGGCAACCCAGCAGUUCUGGGCUCUGAAUUACGACCCUGACCUGGCUUGCAAGAGAACCAGGAGCAAUUGCAUGACGAUGCUGAACCAGCCGAGACGCUGCAAGUACUGCGGGAACCCCGGCAACCCGUCGGUGGCUGCCAGCAGCGUGCCGCCGCCGCCGAGGCCCCACCACGGCGCCUCCAAGACGCUGAUCGUGGCCGAGCCGACCAACUCGACGCCGGGACGCUUCAGCGUCCACAUGGCGCCGCAGCCGCCGACUAAAAUCUCCACUCUCGAGCGGGACAACAAGGCCAAGAUGGAGCGUGAUAUAGCCGAGGUGCGACGAGAGCUGCACGAGGAACGCGAAAACUUCGAGGCCGAGCGAGCCAAUUGGCUGGAGGAAAAGGAGAAAGUCAUCAAGUACCAGAAGCAGCUCCAGAUGAACUACGUGCAAAUGUUCCGACGAACUCGGGCCUUGGAGGAAGAGUUGUCGCGGGAAAAAUCCCCGCCGAAUAAUCAGCAACAGCUGCAGCAACAACAACAACAACAACAAGCAGAACAACAACAACAACAACAACAGACAAGUAAUGGAUUGUUGCAAGUUACCCAAGCUUCCAGACAACGUCGUUCCAGUGGCGCUGCGCCUUCGCCGGCACCCAGAUCU
Molecule: messenger RNA, 1074 nt
Organism: Notodromas monacha
Lineage: Eukaryota; Metazoa; Arthropoda; Ostracoda; Podocopida; Cyprididae
Source: the annotation of a GenBank genome assembly